This is a messenger RNA of Siniperca chuatsi (mandarin fish), 1334 nucleotides long. It is a transcript of the gene penka, whose product is annotated as proenkephalin a. Gene Ontology annotation, molecular function: opioid receptor binding. The transcript has 3 exons. The record is from RefSeq and is a predicted model, not a curated record. The coding region runs from base 322 to 1062 and encodes 246 amino acids. NCBI's taxonomy places the organism in Eukaryota, Metazoa, Chordata, Actinopteri, Centrarchiformes, Sinipercidae. Gene Ontology annotation, cellular component: plasma membrane; neuronal cell body; axon terminus. Gene Ontology annotation, biological process: neuropeptide signaling pathway; sensory perception; chemical synaptic transmission.
UACUUAAACAAACCGCGGAGCCACUAGCCGCAGCAGUCCACCGAGCAUUUUGAACGGAGUUCACAAGAGUUAAAUGGGUGUUUGUUUUUUCCUCUAACCAGUGACACCCAGAACGCCGCGGUUCGGUACUUCACUUUGUGUCACCGAAGACAGAGCGCGGACAGACAGAGAGAGAGUGCCACACGGGGAGCCGCGCGCAGAUAUAUUGGGUGCACAGGCUCGCGCCACUCAACAGUUUGUCACUCCGCCGGUACCCCCGCUGGCACGCGCGGACGAGGAAAGCAUAGGUCGUUAAGUAUCGUUUAAAAUAACACAGAGUCCAUGGCUGCCCCUGCACACGGAACAUGCGUGUGGAUGUUGGUUCUGGGUGCGUGUGUGUCACUGGUGGUUGGAACGGACUGCGGGAAGGAGUGUGCACUAUGUGUGUACCGUCUGCUGGGACAGCAGUCUGGUUUUCCCUCCCUGACAUGCUCACUUGAGUGCGAGGGUGGGUUGGACAGCCAGAAGCUCCGCCUGUGCCAGGACUUCCUGUUGGAGGAGGAAAACGACAUUCCUCUGGAUGCUGACCCCCGUCAACAGCAGGAACAGGAAGCAGGGGGUGCCAUGACAGCUGACGAAGAGGACGCAACAUCACCGGAACACCAGCUGGCCAAGAAGUACGGCGGCUUUAUGAAGCGCUACGGUGGUUUCAUGUCACGCCGCUCCUCCUCUCCAAAGGGGGCACUAGAGGAUCCUGGAAACCAGGACGAGGAAGAAAACGUUCGCCUGGAAAUCCUAAAGAUUCUCAAUGAAGCGGCCGAGCACGGUGGUGAGGGGGAUGGUCAGGGAGGCGAGGCGGUGAAGAGGUAUGGAGGCUUCAUGCGUCGGUCUGAUGGAGGGGUGGUGCAGGGCGACCUGCUGGAGGCGGUGUUAGGCCGCGGGCUUAAGAAGCGCUAUGGAGGGUUCAUGAGGCGCGUGGGCAGGCCUGAGUGGCUGGUGGACAGCAGCAAGAGUGGGGGGGUGUUGAAACGGGCUUGGGAGAACAGCGAGCUACAGAAGAGGUAUGGUGGGUUCAUGGACUAGUACGCCACAGUUAUGACCCUUCACUCCCCCAAUCCCCUCUCUUCAACCAAUCACCUUGUAGUCAGGACUUGUUGGUGUCUGAAUCAACUGGCCUCCCGCUCUGCUAAUUACAUUGCAUCAUCUCGCUUUGUAUAACGUGCUGCUGCCUACUUCAUUGGUUCACUUGGUCCUGUAAUGAUAAAAAAGAUAAACAUUUAAUGUUCAGGCAAAUAAUUUUUUGGUCUGUUUUUGGUUUUCAUGAUAUUAUUUAUUAAAAGAAUCUGUUGAUCGAG